This is a messenger RNA of Penicillium taxi, 414 nucleotides long. RefSeq lists its product as uncharacterized. The transcript is spliced from 3 exons. The record is from RefSeq and is a predicted model, not a curated record. The coding region runs from base 1 to 414 and encodes 137 amino acids. NCBI's taxonomy places the organism in Eukaryota, Fungi, Ascomycota, Eurotiomycetes, Eurotiales, Aspergillaceae.
AUGCCCGCCAAGUAUUGGAAGAAACACCCUAAGUUAAGUCCACAAAGGGACUCAUCUAACAAGCGGAGCCCGCCGAGUUCUAAGAGACCGAGGAUCAAUAUCUUGAGGGUGAAGAUGACGACCCUUUAUACCCACGCACCGUCCCCCCGGUGGAUCCUAGACUCGGCCGCCACCAGCCACACCUGCUGGGACCGGAGCUGCUUCAGCAGCUUGCGGCCCUACCGUGAUAUGCUGGGCACAACGGGUGAUCCAUAUGAACCUGAUCAGUGUGCCGAAACUGAUACGAUACCGCUACUGGGUGGUAGCACGCCUGUAGAACAUCUUUAUACAACGCUGAGGACGGACUGUCGGGACUUCCUACCAUGCGAUGGACCCAUUAAUCCUACGGUGCCAAGUGAGCAAGAGAUUCCGUGA